This is a messenger RNA of Prorocentrum cordatum, 1118 nucleotides long. The record is from the annotation of a GenBank genome assembly. NCBI's taxonomy places the organism in Eukaryota, Dinophyceae, Prorocentrales, Prorocentraceae.
GCUCCGGAGCGGUGCUGCUGCUGCGCGAGGCCGCGGAGGCCGCGCCCCGCGGACCGGGCGAGCCGCUGUUCGACGGCGGCGGCCGCGCCGUCUCGUGGGGCGACCUGCACCGCCGCCAGGCCGCGCUGCUGGCCCGCGCGCUGGAGCUGGGCGCCGCGGAGGGCAGCGUCGGGCUGGUGGGGGCCCUCGAGGCGCUCUGCGGCCAGGCGCGCGGUGGCGGCGAGCGGCCCGCCGACGCGGACCUGGCGUGCGGCCGGAGCAGGGCAGGCCGCUGCGGCUGGACAUCCCCAGCUUCGCCUGCGUGCUGCGCCGCCUGGUGCUGGGCCCGGCGCACCGGCCCGCCGCGGUGCGGGCGCUCCUGAACCUGGCGCUGCCGGCCGUCGAGGGCGCCCCACCGGUGCCGCUGGCGCCAGAGGAGGGCGCCGGUGCCGAGGGCACCCUGGUCGAGGGCCCCUGCCGCCAGAAGCGCGCCCCUGGCGCCGCCACCUCGGCCACGGGCGAUGGCGGGGACGGCGAGGUCUCCGAGGGCGGUGCCGAAGACAUCGAGUGGCCCGAGGAGCUGGUCUUCCGUGGCUGCUCCUCGUGGCCUGAGCUCAACGGGUGCUUCCGGCGCACCCGCGACUUCGACCAGCUGCUGCAAGAGCGGCGGCCCACGUAUGAGCGGGCGGACGUCGCUGGCGGCCCAGGCGGGGGGUGCCUCCGUGUCUUCUGCUUCUUCUGGCUCUUCCGGGCCGCCGACGGCGAGGCCCCCGCGGACGGGCCGGGGGCGCGGAGGAAGGCCAAGAGGCGGGGCGCGCCCAGGGAGGGGGCGCCCGGCGGGGGCGCCGCGCCCGAGAGGGGGCGCUGGUGGCUCGGGACGCAGGUCGGAGGGGAGAAGGGCCUGCUUGGCGAGUGCAGGUGCGACUCGGAGCUCCCGCCCGGCGAGGGCUGGCUCCUCCGGCCGCCCGCCUCCGAGGGCGGGCGCGAGGAGGGCCCCGGCGGCUUCGUGCGCCCCGAGGACCUCGGGGCCGAGGCGCUCCGCCGCCUGGACCUCGCGGCGCUCGCCGGCCACGUGCGGGGCCCGACCCCGGAGGUCGCCGCGUAUUUCGGGCACUUCUGCACGCUGCUGCACCUCGAGC